Molecule: messenger RNA, 1572 nt
Organism: Rangifer tarandus platyrhynchus (Svalbard reindeer)
Lineage: Eukaryota; Metazoa; Chordata; Mammalia; Artiodactyla; Cervidae
Source: the annotation of a GenBank genome assembly
AUGACCCAGACCCUCAAAUUCGCAUCCAGAGUGUUCCAUCGCGUCCGCUGUCCUGAGCUGGGUGCCUCACUGGGCUCCAGAGGCUCCGACUCAGCGCCCCGGGUUUUGGAGGACCUCCCAGGCCCCUCCACGCCCGGUUUCCUUGCGGAGCUUUUCUGCAAAGGGGGGCUGUCACGGCUACACGAGCUGCAGGUGCGGGGCGCCGCGCGCUUCGGGCCGGUGUGGUCGGCCAGCUUCGGGACGGUGCGCACCGUGUACCUGGCGGCCCCUACGCUCGUCGAGCAGCUGCUACGACAGGAGGGACCCCGGCCCGAGCGCUGCAGCUUCUCACCCUGGGCGGAGCACCGCCGCCGCCGCCAGCGGGCUUGCGGACUGCUGACCGCGGAAGGGGAAGAAUGGCAGAGGCUUCGCAGCCUCCUGGCCCCGCUGCUCCUCCGGCCUCAAGCGGCCGCCCGCUAUGCCGGGACCCUACACGGCGUGGUCCGUGACCUUGUGCGGCGACUGCGGCGCCAGCGAGGACUGGGCGCUGGGCCGCCCGCCCUGGUUCGAGACGUGGCGGGAGAGUUUUACAAGUUUGGACUGGAAGGCAUUGCGGCUGUGCUGCUGGGCUCCCGCCUCGGCUGCCUGGAGGCGGAGGUGCCCCCAGACACAGAGACCUUCAUCCGCGCGGUCGGCUCGGUGUUCGUGUCCACGCUGUUGACCAUGGCGAUGCCCAGCUGGCUGCGCCGCGUCGUGCCCGGACCCUGGGACCGCCUCUGCCGAGACUGGGACCAGAUGUUUGCAUUCGCCCAGCAGCACGUGGAGCAGCGAGAGGCCGAGGUGGCCAUGAGGAGCCAGCUUGGGAACUCUGAGGAGGACGCGGGACCUGGGGCACACCUGACCUACUUCUUGCUCCGGAAAGAGCUGCCUGCCGCGUCCAUCCUGGGCAAUGUGACGGAGCUGCUCCUUGCUGGGGUGGACACGGUGUCCAACACGCUCUCCUGGGCUCUGUAUGAACUCUCCCGGCACCCCGAAAUCCAGACAGCACUCCAUGCUGAGAUCUCAGCUGCCUUGGGCCCCGGCUCCAGUACCCAACCCUCGGCCACUGCUCUGUCCCAGCUGCCCCUGCUGAAGGCCGUGGUCAAGGAAGUGCUGAGACUGUACCCUGUGGUACCUGGAAAUUCCCGUGUCCCAGACAGAGACGUCUGUGUGGGUGAAUAUAUCAUCCCCAAAAAUACGCUGGUCACUCUGUGUCACUAUGCCACUUCAAGGGACCCGGUCCAGUUCCCAGAACCAAAUUCUUUUCGUCCAGCUCGCUGGCUAGGGGAAGGUCCAGCUCCCCACCCAUUUGCAUCUCUCCCCUUUGGCUUUGGCAAGCGCAGCUGCAUGGGGAGACGCCUGGCAGAGCUUGAGCUGCAAAUGGCCUUGGUCCAGAUCUUGAUCCACUUUGAGGUGCAACCUGAGCCAGGUUCUGCCCCCGUCAGACCAAUGACCCGGACUGUCCUGGUACCUGAGAGAAGCAUCAACCUACAGUUUUUGGACAGACAGUCUGGUGGAAACAGGCUGUUAUCAUCACCGUGUCUCUCAUCAUAG